GAACUGGUGAGUGAGGAGUGUGUACAAAGGGAUGUGAGAGACUUUUUUUUUUCAAUGCUCAUUUGGACUCCAGAAUAUUUUGUUUUCUUAUCAGGACACUGGCCAUGUCUGAAAGUAUUGUAAGGAAGGUACAGCCCUUCACCAUUGGGACAAGGCUGUCUGUCCCUGCUGUACCAAAAUGCCAGGACUUUGCACAAAGUUAUUUGGAGAGCCAGAGUCUAGAUAACUGCACAUUACAGCACAACCUGAACUCGCUCUACCUCAGUCGAUCGCAGGUCUGUGCACAUGGCCCCUGCCUUGUCUCACCCAUUGCCAAGCAAGUAGCCCCUGCGGAAUGUAACCAGGAGGACAUAGCAGCUGAGGACCACCUGAACCAGAACGUUGCCUCUCCAUCUGCUGUUUCCAGAUCCAUCAAGAAGAUCACAAUCUCUGGGAGUAAAGAACGAUCAGAGAACAAGGUGUCAGUCGGACCACCACAGCUCUCAGUCACAGGGUCCACAUCUGAGAACAACAAUAACAACAACAACAUCACCAGCACAUCAGAUCCACCUUUACCCAGAAUUGUGGGAGUAAGCUGUGAGAAUAAACCCAGCUCUCAAUUCAAGGUUUUACUCAGAAAAGACAGCAGUGAUGAAUAUCAAGCCAUGCAGGGACAAACCAGUACGAAAGUGAACGGAGAGAAAUCCCAACAGAUUUCAGUGCCUGAAUUGCAGAGGAAGGAGGCUCAGAGGAAAGAAAGUCAUCUACACACACAGAGUGAAGGGUCUGCAGCUGUUACUUCCCAGAGUGACUGCUUCACUCAGCGCAACUCUCUCUUCAACAAGGAAGUGCUGCAGGCAGAGGCAUGGAUCAAAGGCAAGCUUCAGGACCUGAAGGAUGGCUGUAAUAUUCAGCGCUGCCCCCUGCAGGACUGGGAAGAAGCCUCGCAGACACUUCAGAGAGACCUCAAAGACUUUGAGAAUACCCUAAUUCAACUCAACCAGAUGGGUGAGCAGUUGAUCUGCAAGCUGAAUCCCACCUCUGACCUUGUGAAGAAGCAGCUCAGCCAGCUCAGGGACCAAUGGCAGACCCUGAAACAGACAGCUGCCAAUCAGACGAAGGCCCUGGGUGGAGCCAAGAAUCUGCAGGAGUUCAACAAAAAGGUGGACAAGCUGGAGGCAUGGAUUAAAGAGAAGCAGGAAGAGGAACAGUCUCUGGUAAAUGUCCUGGGGGAAAAUGUCGACAAAAUGCAGCUGACCAGAAGAAUUUUAGAUCUGAAACAGGAUGAGCAGCUAUACAGAAACCUCCACGAGGAGAUCAACCACUUGGCCCUAAAACUGGAGAAACAAGGGAAGACAGAUGGCAAAAACAUCUCCAGCAAGAGGAAACACAUCAAUAAAAUGUGGCUGAAGGUCCAGUCUCAUCUGAAAAACUACCAUGAAAAUCUUCAGCUUGCACUGGAGGUGUCCUCAUUCUACCAGCAGGCUGAUAAUACAUUGUUUGCCAUUAAUAACAUGAAAAAAAGCAUAUCUGCCUCCAAAGAGCUGGACAGCUUCGGAGACAGGGAAAUACGUGACAUCGCCAGUCAAAUCAUGAUGCUAGAUGUGAGCGUGUCCCAGCUGUCUAAUCUGCACCCUGCCCUGGCUGCCGGUGUCACACAGAAGCAGAGUGAAGUGAAGGACUGCUGGGCGCUUCUUCAGAAGGUUUUCAGGAGCGACAGGACCACACUCCCUCCCACUGGUUCCACUUUCACCAGGGAAGAUGCUGACCCGCUGACACCGGCCCGCGAACCCCAGGGCAAUGUGGGAAUGGAGACACAAAGGAUCAUGGGAAAAGAGGUGAAAGAAGAGCAGAAUCGUCUGAAAGGCUGUGUGAGUACCCUUGAAUGUGGGAGUGGUAGGAGAACAGCGAGCUGCCAAAGCCAGGAGCAGCAAUCAGUGAACCACACCUCUUCACCCAUGGGAGAUGGCUCGGCCUGUGCAAAUGAUGUCAUCGUCAGACAUCAAUUGAAGGGGGAAAGCAGGAAGCUCAGAGUUGAGCCGAAGCUUGCUGCUGCCCCGCGAGGCCACCCACAGCUUCACAUACAGCUCCAGAAGUUCACUGUGUCUGCUGACAAGACUCUGUCCUGGCUGAAAGACAACGUGUCCAUGGCCACGCAGGUAUGUUCAAUAGCCAGUGUUGAGGGGCUGGAAUCAGCCAGGAGGUGCCAACAUGCUCUCGAACAAGAAAUCCUCACCAACAGAGCCAGGAUAGAGGUGGUCAAAAGGGAGGGCCGCGGGCUAGUCCGUGCACAGCACCCAGGCAGUUCCAAGAUUGAGGAGUUCCUCAGCCAGCUGGAGGUCCUGUGGGAAGAGCUGCGGAGGAGGCACCAGAGGAAUGCUGUGUUUCUGCAAGCCUCAGAGGAACUGGGUUUUAGGGUUGUGAAAGUGCUCCAGGCCCUGGGCAGCCUGGAAGCCUGGCUGGAGUCCGUGGAGCUUUCCAUGAAGGAGUCUUUGCUAGCUGGUGACCCCGAAACAAUGAGCAUGGCUGAGAGGGAAAGCUGUCUGCUGGAGAAAGAGGUGGCAGCACGCAGCCUGGAGCUCAGCGCUCUCAGGCAAGAGGUUGACCGCCUCCACGGCCACAGUCACCCACAUACACGAGGCUUGCCAGCACGUAUGGAGGAGGUGGAAAGAAAGUACCACCGUGUCCAAAGUGCCCUGACCCAGCAGAGCUCCGAGUUGCAGGACACCCGAAUGCUGACGGAGUUCCUGGAGCGCGUGGAGCUGGAGGAGAGCCAGGAGCUUAAUGGUAGCCAGUACAGCCUGGGCCAGCCUCUCCACAGUGAGAUUUCUUCAGCUCCUGCCAUGCUGGGACUCCAAAGCAGCAGCAGUGGAGAGCCCCUGAUAGAAAGCAUGGGUGACCCUGUGGAGGAACUACGAGAGGCUGUGGAGAUGCUGAAUGACACUGUGAGGGAAAGAGGCCGGUCGCAGAGUCAUGACCAGGCUAUCCAGGAGCUGCUGAGCAAGCAUGCCAGGCUGGCUGUGCGCGUGGAGGAGUGUCUGUGCUGCAGCAAGGAGCUCAGCCUGGACAUCCUGGAGAAGGAGACAGACAUGGCCGUCCAGUGUGAGCCAGACCGCUGCGGCCUGGAGGCUCUGCAGGAGAAGCAGGACCACCUGGAGAUUGACUAUGAAGUCAUCAGAGAGGAAGUAAAGGAGAUGGAGGACCAGGCUUCUCGACUGGAGGAGCUGUGCCCAGAGCGAGUGCAUGUACUCGGGGCCAAGAUCCAGGCAACGCUGCAGGCGUGGACAGAGCUGGGAAUGAGUGUGACAGAGAACAAAUCACGUCUGCAAGAGUUUGUGCAGCUUCAGGACUUCUUCAGGAGCUACCUCGCAAUGAUCUCAUGGACAGAAGACACCAGGUCGUGCAUUUUCUCAGACAUUGCCUUGCAUCUUGGGAAAGACGGGCAGAGGCCCUUGGCUGCAGAGCUGGAUAUGCAGAUUGAGCAAAAGUUCGACGAGUUUGACGAGCUGGCGGCCACAGGAAGAAACCUUUUAGAUAAAGAACACCACCUCACUCAGAUGGUAAGAGAGCGCAUGGAGGAACUGCGGAGUAUGCUCGGAUGGAUUUCGGUGCACUGGAGAGCUCAGAAACAACAGUGGCUCCACAAGAAGAGUAGACAGGAGUCUUCACAAGAUAACAUUUACUCUGAAGCCACAAUGUGCUCCCCAUUAACAGAGAGUCUAGGCCCUGACCUAGAGUCUUACGAGUCCCAUCAGUCCCCAGUCAUCACCUCAGAUGAAGACAAACCAAAUGAGGCAGGAGACGGAUGA
Messenger RNA from Scomber japonicus (chub mackerel), 3788 nucleotides. RefSeq names its product spectrin beta chain, non-erythrocytic 5. NCBI's taxonomy places the organism in Eukaryota, Metazoa, Chordata, Actinopteri, Scombriformes, Scombridae. The transcript has 24 exons. Gene Ontology annotation, biological process: muscle cell development; actin cytoskeleton organization. The record is from RefSeq and is a predicted model, not a curated record. The coding region runs from base 105 to 3788 and encodes 1227 amino acids. Gene Ontology annotation, molecular function: actin filament binding. Gene Ontology annotation, cellular component: cell junction; cortical actin cytoskeleton; plasma membrane.